AUGAGUCCCCUCGCUGCAGCCUCCACCUCCUCCCCCCCCUCAGAAGUUAAAUGGGAAAUGGCAGACACUAACACGUCUCGCCUCACCACCACACCUCGCUGCCAAGCCAACGCGAGGCGGCGAGGGCAUGGGCGCCUCACCCGGCAUCUCACCGUCGUGUCGGCCAAUGUCAGGGGACUGCGCACAAAUGUUGGCGACCUCACCCACAAUUUUGUCCUGCGCCAUCGAGCCGACGUUGUUGCUGUGACGGAAACGUGGCUCACUGAGGAGGUGGAGCCGACGUUUGGCAAAAUCCCGGGUUAUUCCCACUGGCCUCCGCUGAAGCAGCUGGGGCCAGUGGGCAGCUCUGACCACUAUGCCGUACUGGCUCGAGUUGAGCUGACCACAGAGAGGGAAGACGCAGUCCCGCGCACCAUCUGGCUUUGGGAGAGGGCCGACUGGCCGUUAGUGAGACACGCCGUGGAGGACACGGACUGGGAGACCCUGUUGGUGGAGGACGCCGAGGCUAAGGCACGGGCUUUCACCAUCAAGCUCCUUGCCCUCCAGCAACAAUGUGUCCCCAGCAGGGUGUACCUCGCCAGGCCUAGUGACCCCGCUUGGUUCGGUUUCCGAUGCAGGGUUGCUGCCGAGGCCAAGCAUGCAGCCUGGGAGAGGCCUGACGGAUCCACGGCCACAAGCAGUGGAGACAAGGCCUCGCUCCUGGCUGAACUGUUCGCCAAGAAAAUGAAGGUUGGUGACACGGGACGACCCGCACUCGUGCUGCCCCAGGAAACCGACCGUGUUGUCUCCUCUGUGUCGGUGACGGCAGGGCAGGUUGAGCGGCUGCUCAACGCCCUGGACGCAGGUAAAGCCAUGUGGGCGUGGAGUGGCGUGUGCAGCGGGCGUGCGUGGGUGUCGGCGCGCGGAGGGUCCCACCACCACCCACAACAUGGCGGCGGGGGUUGGGGCUUCGUCCUUCCCCUCGUGCUGCUGCUCCUCCCCCCCUAUGCCCCCCUGGCAGCCUCGCAGUACACAGAGUCCGGGGCGUGGGUGGGCGUCGAGAACAACACCGUGGUCAACGUGAAGGCCCAGCUGGGCUACACCGCCUUCCUGCCCUGCUCCGUGCGCAUGAUCGGCGACAAGCAGAUUUCGUGGAUCCGCCGUCGGGACUGGCAUGUGCUCACCUCCGGCGUCUUCACCUACACCAACGACGAGCGCUUCUCAAUCACGCACAGGGACGGCGCCGACGACUGGACGCUCUCCAUCAAGUACCUUCAGGAGCGGGACAACGGGACCUACGAGUGCCACAUAUCCACCGGGACAGGAAUCGUGAGUCAGUUCGUGAACCUGAACGUGAUCGUGCCUGAAGCCUUCAUCCUGGGCAAUAGCGAGUACCACGUGGAGACUGGCUCGCCCAUCAACCUCUUCUGCAUCAUUGAACAGACGCCCAUCCCGCCACAGAUGAUCUCCUGGAAGCACAACGGUCGACUCCUGAACUACGACCAAGAGCGCGGCGGCGUCUCAGUGACCAUUGACCACGGCGCUAAGACUUCCUCGCGCCUCGUCAUAUCCAACGCCGUCACCUCAGACUCCGGCAACUACACCUGCGUCUCCCCCAACACCAGGCCCGCCGUGGUUCAUGUCUUCGUCAGCCAAGGCGACAAAACCGCAGCCAUCCAGAGGAGAACGUCGGGCAGCCAGAGCGUGAUGGGGCUGCACGGGCGGUGGUGGGCCGUCCUCCCCUCCCUCUCCCUCCUGUGGGCGACCUACCCCGCCGCCAACCUUCUCUUAUAGUCAGGCUCUCCCCGGCCAUCACACCCACCCCUUCCCCGCCCACCAGACGCAGCUCCUCGUGGGCUGUACUAGUGUAGGGGCGCAAUUUUCUGCUUGUCUUGCACCGCUCAUCAUGUUUGUGUUUCAAGAGGUUUACUGGGAUGGUGUGUCAGUGUGCGUGCGUGUGUUGCCCCCUUGACAGUGUGACGCCGAAGAGGGACAUGUGGCCAUCAGCGUAACGUGUUUUGGCCGCUAACAGACAACGGCGGUUUCCUUUGGGUGUCUCCUGUAGUGAACACGAGGCUACAAACAUAACGACUCAAAAACAGUGUGGGCGCUGGUUUAUGUUAUACUCGACCUAAAUAAAGUGACGUGUGGUAUCUAAUAAAGUGUAACAUUUUGUGGGCGUCUCCAGCACUACAAAAUGAGGAAAAAAUGGGUAAUACCGUUCCGCCCGUAGCCAGUGUAGCUUCCAGGAGGUGUAUGAUACUUGGCCGAGUAUACAUUGCGUCCUACGGCCUACCACGUGGCGUCUCAAGAAUCACGUAGCCACGAUAACAAGAUGCGAUUCUUGCGUCAGGACGCGGCCUGCACUGGACUACCGGGACAUCUUGAGAAGAAUGAAGAGAUUGCCACACUAAGAACGCGUGCCCUGCAGCAAGAUCCGUGAGGGCGGGCCAGCUAGCCAGUUUGGAUCCUUCGCUAGCAUGGCUCCAUCACACAAUGAUUCGAAGAGAAGCUACAGCGUGACGACGCGUAGCUGCAUAUAGUGUUAAUGAAUUGAUAACGAAAUAAUAAUCAUGCAUUGUUACUAUCGUUAAUACACGAAAAUAACAUUCCAUAACAAUUCAAAUAUUUUUUUUUAUAUUUUCAAAAUUACACAUUGUAAUAUUCUGUGAACGGUCUUGUCUGACGCCUUCAAGUGGGCUGCAGAGCCACGCUGACUGGCAGACACGUCCACCCUGGCCUGAGCAUCUAGAGAGUACGUGGCUGCUGCAGAGGACUAGCCUGAUAAGCUUACCGUGCCGUGCUCUCCGUCCUCCCUAAGUCCUGAGAGGAGGACGCCCCGAGUCAGCACCCCACCGAGGCCACAGCCACGGACUCUUUCUCGCCGGGGGACACUUCCCCGAGGACUCGCCGCCUACUGCCGUGUGUGCCGUGACCGAGGCGCCCAGCCACAACCACUUACUGUUACCCGCCGCGCGACACUUCCCCGAGGAUUUACCGUUUUUAGUUGUGUGUCAGGUGACAGCUCAAGGACGAACAGCCUGUGCCGAGGGCCGUGCGCGCCGGCUGGUGCAGGGAGGAGUGUGUCAGCCAUCCCUUCCUCCCUCCCUCCCGCCAUCCCUCCCUUUGCUCUGUCUGUAGCGUAGACUAAUUUUUAUAAACCAAAAAAUAAGACAAAUACAUUCAUCUGUGUCUGACGACAUUAUUACCUGUAAGGGUGUGAGCGAGUGGACGCGUGACUGUGUGUAUAAUACUUAUAUAACAUUAUGUAAGUACAUGUGGGAUGUAACCUAAAUACAUAUAUUAUCAGAAUAUAAAAAAAAAAGGCAGGAUGUUCAAACCAUAGGAAUGUCGAACUCUAUAUUUCGUAACGUGUCUGUACCCAACACUAGUGACGUGCACAUGUUACCCUUACCGCGUGCACAAUGUAUGUAGCUGAUGUGUGCACACACCACCACCACCACCACCACCCCCUGGGAGGGCCCCGUCCCCCCACCCCCCUAGUGAUCCACACGAGGAACGGGACUCCCAGGGGUCAGGAGGCGUGCCCUCACACCCGUGUACAUAACUCUCAGUGCUCGUGUUGCAGGCCGGACAUCCUCUGCUGCUGCUGCUGCUGCUGCUGCUGCUGCUGCUCAGGGAAGGAAAGACGGAAAACACCAUGGGUUCAGGCCACCCUCGGGCAGCGUAGAGCGCCUUGUUUAAGCCCCUUGGCAGCGUUUCUUUCCGCCUAGUCUUUCUCUCUGCCGCUCGAUACCGCCACGAACCUCCCGCCAAUUGCUUUAAUCAGGUAGAAACGGAAACUAUGACACUGUAACGCGUGUUUUCCGAUUCCCGUCUGUGUUUCUUUCCUCCUCACUCCCACAGUUCAGUUCGGCGCCACAAGCUUCACUCUUUUUUUUCCGCCAGCCAGAAAUGAAAACUGUGGCGGCUCUGUGACGCGUGUAGUUCCGGCGCUGCGUCAGUGUAUUCCUUCGGGACGAUCGAUGGCUAUGGUCGUCGUCUUUUACUCCUUCGGUACUGCUAUCUAUAACUCAUAUUUCCCCAAGGACAGCGAGGCGACACAAGCCACGGAAAAAAAAGAAAGAUGGGGACGGCAAACCCUUCCCUAUUUUACAGCUCAUUUAUAUACAUUGCAUUUGCCGCCACCUGGCUCACCUUAAUUAGUUUUGUGGGAAAAAAUGGAAGCCCAGCCCGCGCCCUGCCGUUCAGUCCAAAGAUUCACGAUGCAGAUAAAUUCCACAACGUCUAUUACAGACUUUAUGAUUUCAAUUAACAAAGGGAUUUAAUUUCACCUCGCUAACAUAUCACCCGGGGAAACAGAGUUAAGGCUUCCUGCGUCAGAGGCGGUCAACUUACACACGGAAUAGUUUAUGCUGCUGAAUUUUAUUAACGUGUGGUAAAUACUAAAAUGUUUCCACACAGACCCCCCCCUCUCUCUCUCUCUCUCUCUCUCUCUCUCUCUCUCUCUCUCUCUCUCUCUCUCUCUCUCUCUCUCUCUCUCUCUCUCUCUCUCUCUCUCUCUCUCUCUCUCUCUCUCUCGCUCCGGAAAGGAAAAUGUGGUGCAAAUCCAGGUGGAUCAGCGAGGCAGAAGGGCAAGAGGGAAAGUAAUGUUUAAAAAAAGAAUCUUUCCCUCCGUGAACAGAUUUUCUUUCUUCUUCCCCUUCGUCGAUUCCCUCCAUUUGCUCCCCUUUUACCCUUCCCUCUCUAUCUUCGCCUGUCUCGUUCCUCCUGACAAUAGUUUCUCCUUUCCACUUCUUCCUCCUUCUGAUUUUCUUCUCUUUCCCUUCCCACUUUCCUUUGCCUGCACCUUUUCCUCCUCUUUCCCCUAACUUUUUUUAAUCCUCCUCCUCCUCCUCCUCCUCCUCCACCUCGGCACGUAGAGCGGUAAAGGGCAGUUAUGGCACAAACUUCCAUGGGAGUAACUCACCGAUAAAAUUGUAAUUGAGAAUAUUGCGAAACUUUUCUCCUCUUAGACCAAAUAUAUGUGCAAAAAGAAAUCCUUAUUCUCCACGUAACUGCUCUCCACCCUUCCCUCCCUCAACGCUCCCUUCCUCUCCCGUUCCCCCUUCCCUCCCGACUCUUUAACUCUUCCUAUACCCUUCCCUUACUCUCUCCUUGUCAUCGCUUCUUCCUCUCUGUCCCUGCUCUUCCUUUCCACUCCCUUUCACUUCUCUUUCUUUCCCUCCUAUUCCUUCCACCCUACUAGUAAUUACAAGUCUUUCCACAUUCGCUUCAUCCCUUACCGCUGCCCUUCCAUUUUGCUUUGCUUUUAUAAUUGCCCCACCUAUCCGACCACUUCUUUAUCCUCCCCGAUACCUCCCUUUCCCUUCCCUUGUCCUACCCAUACGCUUUCCUUUCCCAUUCAGUGUAUAACUCCCAUGUCUCCCCGACCCUUUCCUCAUUCCCCCCAAUACCUUUCUCCCAGUCCCCCCCCUCUUUUCUUAUUCGCCCCCCCACCCCCACCCCCCCCAUACCAUUCCCUGACGUCUCCUCCCUUCCUGACCCCCAAGACUCAUAACAUCCUGGGGUUUGAUCGCCUUCUAAUUCUUUGGUUACGAGAAAAAAUUCCGGCGUUUUUGUUUUAUCUAGUUUUCAAUUUUCCUGUGACGUGUUUUUUAAUGAUGGGUCAGAGGGAAUGAUACCCUAUGAGAUGUUUAUAAUUUGCUUAAUUUUUACUAUUACUCUCUCUCUCUCUCUCUCUCUCUCUCUCUCUCUCUCUCUCUCUCUCUCUCUCUCUCUCUCUCUCUCUCUCUCUCUCUCUCCCCCCCCCCCAACUACUACUGCAUGGUUCUGAUACGGUGUCUUCUUAAUACACAUUCCUGGAUAUAUUUCCCUGCCCGGCCAAUGAGUUCCCUCACACCUGUACGUACAUUGUCAUGCCGCGUACUUGAGUCCCUGAGUCAGUAACGCCCAUUCCAGACUUUCCGAACCUAGAUACUUCAUUAAGCCUUCUCGCCUCCCCGGCCUGAGCAGCAGCAGCGGGAUGCCUCGGCCACACGUUCUUUUAUUAAGACUUUUUUUCUACGCCCCAAAAAAACUGUGAUACAAACAGAUGUACAGCCAUUCUACAUGAAGCAUUAUUACGAUCAUCCACCUUAUCUGUAUAUAGCGCUGCUCAAGAGUGCGUCGUCGUGCGCUGUUGGAUCUUGAAUGAUGCUAAUGACAGUGACGAUGAUGAAAAUGACGAUAGGACUUUGCACAGCAGAAAGCGCCAGACAAGAAAGAGAAUGACACUACAAGUUCCCUUCCUGGCGCGACGGACAGCGGGCGAGGCUCAGCCCGGCACAGGAGCUGUGGACUGAAAGGCAAAGCUCCCAGCUGUCCCCCGGCUCCCACGGCUGAGCCUGCAGUGAUUUUUCUUUCUUUCUUUCUUUGUAUCUCCUUCUGUCUCUGUCUAUGUAUUUAUAUCUAUCUAUCUGAUAUCUAUCUAUCCAUCCCCCGGCAGCCUGGCCGCGGCCCGGACCGUGGCCGCCGCCGCCACAAAGCUGCCGGGAUGGCCGUGGCUCAUCAUCCCUCACGCCCAGGAGUCCGUCUCUCGGUGUUUGAUGUCGCAACAACAACAAAAAAAGAUAAAUCUCAGUUGUACUGCUUUUUUUGUGUUUACUCGCUAUAUAAAAGAGACACGUGUUGCACAGUGUGAAUGAUACUUGAUCACCCGGUGAAAAGUUAAGUAAAAUCUCGUAGGGAAACAUUGCCUUUGAAGGACAAAUGGAAAAAUAUAACACGCACUUUGAUAUCACCAAGAACUUAGAAUAAACAAGGUAAUUUUUUUGUACUUUAUUGAAGUAGUGUCCGUGAACUCCCUCUGCCACUCAAGAGAUCAGAGUCGCUGUGUGCGAGGCGCUGCCGGGCCCGGCUGGCCUAGCUGGCCCCAGCAUCCACGCCCCCAGACCCAGCAGGGCGUGUAAGGUCGCCGCCAAGCCGCGUGGCUGAGGUGGCGCGUCAGCAGAUUAACUCACGAGGCCGCGUGACGCCGUGCCCGAUUUCUCGUGGUUCCCAUUGUGCCAUAGUACUGUAUUGGCACUCCGGCUCACGCUGGCGCUCUGUCCGCUCACCUCCCCUAUUCCCCCACCACACCCCUCUGGGGCACCUGAGCCCCGGGCGCCGCGUCCCCCACGCCGCGGGCCCCAGGGAGCCAGCGUGGGUCCUCCCGGCCCUUCUGGCGGCGCGGGAGUCUCUGUGUAGUGUUCUUUACAAUAAAACUACCAAAAGUUUGCUGUGUCUGUUCACCUUUGCCCCUUCCCUCAA
Messenger RNA from Eriocheir sinensis (Chinese mitten crab), 7230 nucleotides. RefSeq lists its product as uncharacterized. The transcript is spliced from 10 exons. Gene Ontology annotation, biological process: synapse organization. NCBI's taxonomy places the organism in Eukaryota, Metazoa, Arthropoda, Malacostraca, Decapoda, Varunidae. The coding region runs from base 1 to 1773 and encodes 590 amino acids. Gene Ontology annotation, cellular component: neuron projection membrane. The record is from RefSeq and is a predicted model, not a curated record.